GAACCGAAAUGGACGCCAAGACCGAGUGCCAAUACUCGUACAAGCCGUGCUCGAACCCGCGCACGACCAAGCGCAACGGCGCGCCGCACCUCCUCUGCGAGUACCACCGCAAGAAGGCGAAUGCGAUCCAGCGCGUGUACGCGCAGAAGAAGCGGCUCCAGAAGCAAGCCGCCAACCAUCGCCACAGCACCGAGGCUCCGAGCACCGAGUACGCGAUGCAGUCGAGCCACACGCGUCACCACAUUGCGAUGCCGCAGUACGUCGACCCGUCGUCGUCGUCGUACCACAACCGAGGCAACGUCCAGUUUGACCCGCGAGGAGGAGGCGCCUCAAUGGCGCUGCCCCGCAUCAUGUACCCGCCCGUCGCGGACAAUGGCUUUGGGUACCUCACGGCGCUUCUGCGAGACGACCUGCGCGGCGAGAAGGGCCCGCAGCAGCACCACAGCACCCACCACGGACGGCUGCAGUAACAAGUCGUAGCCUCGUCUAACGUACACUAUCUUACAUUUCUAC
Saprolegnia parasitica CBS 223.65 is the source of this 513-nucleotide messenger RNA. RefSeq lists its product as hypothetical. The coding region runs from base 9 to 470 and encodes 153 amino acids. The record is from RefSeq and is a predicted model, not a curated record. NCBI's taxonomy places the organism in Eukaryota, Oomycota, Saprolegniomycetes, Saprolegniales, Saprolegniaceae. The transcript has a single exon.